AUCCAUAUUAUAAUUAUGAGUUAUCCAACGCUUUAUAAUACAGUAAAAAAUAGUCGUUUCCUUUACGGUUUUUUGAAACCAGUUGCUAAUUGGUAUACUAAUAUUUCAGGGUACAGGCAACUUGGUAUGAGAUAUGAUGAUAUUAUAGCUGAGGAAAGUACAACUGUACAAACAGCAUUGGAACGUAUCCCUCAAAAUGAAUAUGACCAAAGAAUUUUACGCAUUCGUAAUGCAUACCAGCUCAGCACACGAAACGAAAUUCUUCCUAGGGAUAAGUGGACUAAACCUGAAGAGGAUAUAAGAUAUCUCUUCCCAUAUGUUGAACGAGUAGCUUUUGAAGAAGCUGAACGGGAAGCUUUUGAAGCAGCUAAAAUUAUACGCAAAUAAAAAAAAGAAACUUCUCCGGAUCAUUAUAAAUUAUUACAUACAUUAUAAGGAUCGCAAAAAAAAAUCUUGAGUCUUUUUAAUAUAUAAUAAAACAUUAGUACCUUUUAUCAUUUGUAAGAAAAAUAAUCCACUUUUUUUUUGAUUCGUUCAUUUAAAAUUUAUUAUAUUAUUAUUAAAUUUAUUGAAUUAUAAGUAGGAAGAACUUUUUGUGAUUAAUAUAUAUUAUCUCUGAAUUCCACUCAUUCUAAUAAUUUUAAAUUUCUAAAAUUUCUGCUAAAUAGAUUCCUGGCAAUU
Molecule: messenger RNA, 681 nt
Organism: Rhizophagus irregularis DAOM 181602=DAOM 197198
Lineage: Eukaryota; Fungi; Glomeromycota; Glomeromycetes; Glomerales; Glomeraceae
Source: RefSeq, a predicted model, not a curated record